AUGGCGGUAGGCUUGUCCGUUGAGAGCUAUCGUAAGAGCGUCCAACGGUUCCUCGAUGCCGUUGACUUUGACGUUCCCUUUGAGUCUCCCAGGCAAGCUGUUCUGGACGAGUCCCUCGCGAGGCUGAGAUGCCUUCCGGGCUGGCAGGAGAAGGAGGCUCGCUGCAUGAGGGUCGCCUACGGCGUGGUCCGGCUGAUCAUACCCUACCUCUGCGACAAGGUGCAGGUCGAGGUGACGGUGUUCUACGCCCUGGGCGUCAUCAUAGACGACGACCCGCUCCGAUACAUGGACGGCAUCGUCUUCCACGGAGGCCGCCUGGUGGAGUCGGACCACGUCGGCUACCAUUACGCAAAGGGCGUAUUUGACGCCAUCGAGGCGCUGAGCGAAUGGUACGAGCCCUUCAUCAUCUCGACGCUGUGGAGGUCCUUCUUCCAGUGGAUGGUCUUUCUCCCCCACGAGACGCGCCACGCCAAGGCCCUGGCAUCGGUGCGCAGCAUGCAGUUCAUCGACUACAUGCGGCAGCUGCUGGUCGUCUCGGACGCAACCAGCUGCGUCGUCUUCACAAAGGACAUUCCGUGGAGCGAGUACAUCCACCACAUCCCCGGCAUGAACCUGCUGGUGCAGGAGGCCAACGACCUGCUGUCGUCGUACAAGGAGCUGAUUGUCGGCAAGGACGUCUGCUCCGUCAUGAUCCAGCGGCAAAAGUUCCGCAACAAGCCCAUUGAGGAGGUGAUUGAGGAGAGCUGCGACGUGUGCAUCGAGACCAUAAAGGGUCUCUACUCGUCGCCGGGGUCCGACGAGCUGAAGAUGCGGCUGCGCCAGUUUGUCGCGGGCUACGUGCAGUUUUACCUGGACGUCGACCGCUAUCGGUUGAAGGAGCUGCUCUACGGGGAGGCUCGAGGCGAGUUCUAG
Ustilaginoidea virens is the source of this 912-nucleotide messenger RNA. RefSeq lists its product as uncharacterized. The record is from RefSeq and is a predicted model, not a curated record. Bases 1 to 912 code for a protein of 303 amino acids. Lineage: Eukaryota; Fungi; Ascomycota; Sordariomycetes; Hypocreales; Clavicipitaceae. Gene Ontology annotation, molecular function: carbon-oxygen lyase activity, acting on phosphates. The transcript has a single exon.